Messenger RNA from Fonsecaea erecta, 1503 nucleotides. RefSeq lists its product as hypothetical. Gene Ontology annotation, biological process: resolution of meiotic recombination intermediates; replication fork processing. Gene Ontology annotation, cellular component: Fanconi anaemia nuclear complex; FANCM-MHF complex. The record is from RefSeq and is a predicted model, not a curated record. Lineage: Eukaryota; Fungi; Ascomycota; Eurotiomycetes; Chaetothyriales; Herpotrichiellaceae. Gene Ontology annotation, molecular function: protein heterodimerization activity; chromatin binding. The transcript has a single exon. Bases 1 to 1503 code for a protein of 500 amino acids.
AUGUCCUCGCGAGCACGAGCUUUGGCCGAGACUCAUCCCUCCCAGAUCCCUACACGAUAUGCGCCGUCUACGCCCCAUGCCCUCCGCGCCCUGGAGCAGCGAAGCGGUGCAAAGACGCGCUCAAUGCGCAGGAGGAGGGCCGUCAGCGACACCGUCCGACCCGACUCAGCUCGGGGCAUCUUGAGGCAAUUGGCUAGGAUCACUGCGCCCGUGACCAGAAAGGUGGUACGGACGCCUGUAACUGUGAGGGGGAAAGAAAACAAAACGCCAAAGGCUGGAAGACUGAUGGAUGACGAAGAGGACGAGGAGCAGAAUGUCAAAAGACCACGCUUGGCUUUGGACAUUGAUGAAAGCCUGGAGAGCAUUGAGGCGCCUGAACUAGGGGAGGACGACGACGACGACAGUGAACUGCUGGUGGCUCCCACGCCUUCGAUUCUACCGGAUGACGACGAUGAAGAAGAAAGCGAGCUACAAAAUCACAACCCAACGUUCACACUCAGGUCGAUUGAUUACCGGAGACAGGCGCACUCGCCUGACGAUGGCCGUCGUCUAUCGAGACGUUCCUUUCCCGCAUCAGACCCAGUCGGACAGGCCGGCUUUCAUGAUGGAGAUGGAGAUUCAACAUUCCUGUCCGAGAGAGGCAGAAGGGCCGAAACAAUUGAGCCAACGGAGAAUCUAUCGCGUUACGACUUCGGGAUUAUCGACAUGGAUGGAUUCCAUUCUGAGCUCGAGAUCAGAAGAGAGUCCCAUUACAAGAGUAUGCCCGACAGUCCGGAGAAGAUUGGAAAUGAUCUUGGGGAGUUCCCUCCAAACUACACGCCCCUUAGGGAAGGGGCCGGGGAAACGGAGGUCUUAAGGGGCCUCCAACAUCUUCAGAGAUCCCCAUCCUCAGCUCCCCCUGAUGAGAGUAUUAUGCAUGUACCCGCAUUCGAUGACUCGAAUUUCCAAUUGCCGGUCCCAGACAUGGAAACAACUUCCAAAUAUGCUCAGGGUACUCGAGAAACAAAGCUUAUCGAAGCAUCACCAUCAGUGGAUGGUCGACACCAGGCUUCCGAGCGAGACGCAGAGCAUGAAGGUGGACAGACGUCCAGACAAGGCUCUGUUGUUGAAGAGGAGCCACAACCGGCGCCUCGGAAGCCCCGUCGGAAGAAAGUAAAGCUGACUCGCCAUGGCGAGCUGGUACCGUCGUUGCCUUCAAGCCUAGUGAGGCGGGUAGCCCUCGAAGCACAAGCCCGCCUCGGCAAUCGUCGACUGAAAGUCGGAAAGGAUCACAUGCAAGCCCUUGAACAGGCGACCGAAUGGUUCUUCGAGCAAGUUGGCGAAGAUCUGGAAGCUUACUCAACCCACGCGCGUCGGAAGCGCAUCGAUCAGAGUGACGUCCUAAUGCUGAUGCGUCGGCAGCGGUUGCUCCAGAGUGAUGGGGAGCUUCCGAAAGCUGCUAAAGAAUUGCUUCCCAAGGAGGUUGCGGCAGGCUUGAGUCUCGACGGGUUAUCCGAUGACUGA